Sphaeramia orbicularis (orbiculate cardinalfish) is the source of this 1984-nucleotide messenger RNA. It is a transcript of the gene fdps, whose product is annotated as farnesyl diphosphate synthase (farnesyl pyrophosphate synthetase, dimethylallyltranstransferase, geranyltranstransferase). Gene Ontology annotation, biological process: trans, trans-farnesyl diphosphate biosynthetic process. The record is from RefSeq and is a predicted model, not a curated record. Lineage: Eukaryota; Metazoa; Chordata; Actinopteri; Kurtiformes; Apogonidae. The transcript is spliced from 10 exons. Gene Ontology annotation, molecular function: dimethylallyltranstransferase activity; (2E,6E)-farnesyl diphosphate synthase activity. The coding region runs from base 164 to 1240 and encodes 358 amino acids. Gene Ontology annotation, cellular component: cytoplasm.
CGCUUUAAUAAAACGGGGUACGCCGAGCCGGAGAACUACAGCCUGCACGUCCUGUUUCAGGAGACGUUCACAGACUUCAGUUUGACACUAAGACGAAUAUUAAGAAGAUAAUAUUUUUUUCUGUAUUACACUGAACUGUUUGGGAAAAGAGGACCGCGAAAUAAUGGGAGACAAGAUUUGCAAUGGGACACAUAGCAAAAAGCCGCUGCUGUCAGACUCUCAGAUGUUUGAAGCCCAGUUUGAGGAGCUGGUGACUGAGCUGACAGAGAGGGACUUCACUGAUCCUGCCCUGGCCGAUGCCCUCAACAGGCUCAGAGAGGUUCUGGUGUACAAUGCCCCUGGAGGCAAGAGGAACCGGGGCCUCUCUGUGAUAGGCUCACUGCGGGAGCUUGUCCCAUCCACUGAGCUCACCCAGGACACUGUACAGCAUGCUCUGCUGAUUGGAUGGUGCAUUGAACUGCUUCAGGCAUUUUUCCUUGUGGCUGAUGAUAUCAUGGAUGCAUCUGUGACUCGACGAGGACAGCCCUGCUGGUACAAGAAGGAUGGAAUUGGUAUGGAUGCCAUCAAUGACUCAUUUCUUUUGGAAGGGUCAAUCUACAGACUACUUCGCAGACACUGCAGGGACAAACACUACUACUUCAACCUACUUGAAUUAUUUACUGAGACAUCUUUCCAGACGGAACUCGGCCAAGCCCUUGACCUCAUGACUGCUCCACCUGGUCAGAUUGACCUCAACAGAUUCACAAUGGAGAGGUAUAAAGCUAUUGUGAAAUACAAGACCGCUUUCUACUCUUUCUACCUCCCAGUGGCUGCAGCAAUGUACAUGGCAGGAAUCAAAAGUGAGGAGGAACACAAUAAUGCCAAACACAUCUUGCUUGAGAUGGGAGAAUUCUUCCAAAUACAGGAUGACUACUUAGAUUGUUACGGUGACCCCGCUGUGACUGGGAAGAUUGGUACAGAUAUCCAGGACAACAAAUGCAGCUGGCUAGUAGUAACAGCACUGGAAAUUAUGACUCCUGAGCAGAGAGCAGAGCUGGAGGCAUGUUACGGACAGCAUGAUGAAGCUAGUGUGGAAAAGGUGAAAGCACUGUACAGUGCACUAGAAAUGCCAACACUCUACCGCAAAUAUGAAGAACAAAGCUAUCAGCGGCUCCAGAAACUCAUCGCCUGUCACGCACAAAACCUUCCCCACUCUGUCUUCCUCAACUUUGCCAAGAAAAUCUACAAGAGGAACAAGUGAGAAAGAAUGGUGAAACAUGUAUAAGCUGAAGCAGGUGCAUCAACAUGGGUUCCUUUUGACUUUUACUCUGAUGCACUGAUCUGCCCCUCUUUCUUGAGGAGGACUAUGAAAGGACUGAGACUCUGACUUGAACAGCAUGACCCAAACAGGACUGUGUCAUUUAGAAAUCCAACAAACACUCUACUGUAGAUAUUUUUGCUUGUGAAUGUCAAAACUAUGCUGUUUAUGAUCUCAGUCUGAUGAAGAAGUCCCAUUAAUACAUGUUUCUAUGUACAGAUUCCCCCUGAGGUAAACAAUGGUACCAUCAAAAAAAAAAAAAAGGCCAAAAUGAGACAUGGGCUGCAAGUAAUUUUGCAGCUAUUUCAUGUAUUGGUUAAUUUGCUGAUAAUUUUAAUGAUUAAUUAGAUGUCUCCUACAUCCAUUGGCAUUCGUUUAACGGAUAAGGCAUCAAAAACUAUUUUAUUCAUGUAAGAAAAGACAUAAAUCUUCAUAUUGAAGCAGCUCCAACUAGCAAAUGCCUGACAUUUCUCCUAAAAUAUACUGAAAUGAUAACAAGUAAUCAAUAUUGAGUCAAUUUAAAUUUGUAUAUUUGGAGUAUUUGUUAUUUGAAGGCAGGACAGGUAUGACAGUAGAUGCAUUAAAACCUAAUUCCAUUUAUUAUUUUUAUAUUGCUGCUACUGUAAUAUAUAUCUGCGCUGACAGGAAUGUCAUUGCUUUUAAUAUAUAAAUAAAAUAUGAUUGCUA